Messenger RNA from Fusarium tjaetaba, 1176 nucleotides. RefSeq lists its product as uncharacterized. The transcript has 2 exons. The record is from RefSeq and is a predicted model, not a curated record. NCBI's taxonomy places the organism in Eukaryota, Fungi, Ascomycota, Sordariomycetes, Hypocreales, Nectriaceae. Bases 1 to 1176 code for a protein of 391 amino acids.
AUGAGGUCGAGUUCGCAGGCUCUUCUGUUUGGAGCUAUGCUCCAGGUUACGAAUGCAAUGGAGAUGGCUCACGCCGUCCAGAGGAACAACGUACGCGAUGUACCAGCAGCAAUCACAGGAGCCCCAUUCGGUAUCAUUCACGAAGCAGAGCUCCUUGUCGGCCACGGCGGACUUGAAGCACGACAAGCGGCCUCUUCGACUUCGAGUGAGCCUCUGGUGGUUACUGUCGCGCCCGACGCAACGUGCGGGUACUUGUCUGGGCAAGCCGGCGCUGCAGUCACCUGUGACAAUGGUCGCGCAUGUUCAUGGGCCCCUGUGAGUCGUACCGGUAUUCUUGCUUGCGGCCCCGAGGGUUAUCUCCUUUGCGUCGAGUCUAGUAUAGCUGUCAAUCCCAGUUCAUGCGAUGACGUGUGUCAGAGUAACACGUUCUAUCUCAAAUGUACCGACUCCGAUCGGCCUUUCUGUCGCACGUAUCACUACCCAAGCGGUGUCGCCGACUAUCGAUGUGCAUCCACACCCGUCGAGAAUAUACAAUCUGUCGAGUUCACAUAUGACGGCCAGAAGAAUGCCAACUUCAAGACUACAACUCUCAGCGAUGGCAUCGCAUCAGAGUCACUAUCGGCUACCGACACUGGUAGAGGCUCUGCUGAGCAGGCAAGCUCGACGGAGACACAAACAGAAACAACGACUACUUCAGAAGCUCCUGAGCCUACAAAGAAGUCCAAGUCAACACCUGUCGGUGCUAUCGUCGGAGGUGUAGUUGGUGGUGUCGCUCUCAUUGGCCUCAUCGGUCUUGGUGCCGUCUGCCUGCUGCGCAGACGCAAAAAGACUGAACCUGCUCCAGCACCAGCUCAACCCGUCAUGGCUCAACAACAAGCUCCUCCUCCCGCCCCCAUGGCUCAGAACCCGUACCCUCAGCAACAGCACUACCAACCAGCUGCACAGCCUUAUCCUGACCAUAGCAUGGCGGCAUCUCCUGCACCAUCGGAUGCUCGUAUAUCGAUGAUGAGUGGACCUAUGUCAAGCGUUGGACCAGCUUCACCUAUGGGAUGGAAUCAACAGCCUUCGCCCCCGCCGUUUCACACACCUGCGCCGGCUUAUGAGAUGGCAGGUCCUGAGGCUCGUGAGCAGGAGCCGGUGUAUGAGAUGGGUUCUGACUCGCAUGUGAAGAAGUGA